This is a messenger RNA of Dalotia coriaria, 1369 nucleotides long. RefSeq names its product Required for cell differentiation 1 (gene Rcd-1). Gene Ontology annotation, biological process: negative regulation of translation; mRNA catabolic process. The transcript is spliced from 3 exons. The record is from RefSeq and is a predicted model, not a curated record. Bases 147 to 1037 code for a protein of 296 amino acids. Gene Ontology annotation, cellular component: CCR4-NOT core complex; CCR4-NOT complex; P-body. NCBI's taxonomy places the organism in Eukaryota, Metazoa, Arthropoda, Insecta, Coleoptera, Staphylinidae.
GGUAUGACUAUUGGUAUUCACCUGUGUCACCCUGACAUUGUUGAUAGUUGUCAUUCAUCAAGACUAAGUGACCAUCAAAGUUGUUUAUAACUAGUUCCGUGGUAAUUUGGUUUGUUCGCCGCGCGAAGAAAGAUUAAAAGUACAAAAUGAGCGCACAACCAAGUCCAGCAAAUCAACAUGUGGACCGAGACACCAUUUACCAAUGGAUUCUGGAGCUGACGAAUCCUGAAACACGUGAAAACGCUUUACUAGAACUAAGUAAAAAACGUGAAGUUGUUCCGGAUUUAGCCCCCAUGCUAUGGAACAGCUUUGGUACAACUGCAGCACUGCUUCAGGAAAUCAUCAACAUUUAUCCAGCGAUAAAUCCACCAACUCUCAACGCACACCAGUCAAAUCGAGUGUGUAAUGCCCUUGCACUCCUACAAUGUGUAGCAUCACACCAGGAAACCCGUUCGCAAUUCCUCCUCGCGCAUAUUCCGUUAUUCCUCUAUCCAUUUUUGCAUACCGUAUCAAAAACUCGUCCUUUUGAAUAUUUACGUCUUACAAGUCUAGGAGUAAUCGGCGCGCUGGUAAAAACCGACGAACAGGAAGUUAUUACCUUCCUACUGACAACUGAAAUCAUCCCGUUGUGCCUACGAAUCAUGGAAUCGGGUUCCGAGCUGAGUAAAACCGUCGCCACGUUUAUCUUACAAAAAAUCCUUUUAGAUGACAGCGGAUUGAGUUAUAUCUGUCAUACUUACGAUCGUUUCAGCCACGUGGCGAUGAUUCUGGGUAAAAUGGUGCUCUCACUAGCGAAAGAACCAUCCGCACGUCUUUUGAAACACGUGGUGCGGUGUUAUCUGCGACUUUCCGACAAUGGCCGCGCGCGGGAAGCUUUACGCCAAUGUCUACCUGAUCAACUACGCGAUAACACGUUCAAUACAUGUCUGAAGGAAGACAAGAGUACAACACAUUGGCUAUCACAAUUGUUAAAGAAUCUGGAUACGCCUGGUAAUGUUGAUCCGCAGGUUGUAAUUUCCCCGCUUACAUCUCAAUAGUUGUAAACGGGUUAACUUCACUCUCUUAAAAGAUUGCAUCAUGAAACGAAUGAAAUUUUAUUGCGUUGUUUAUUUAUAAAAAUUAAAAGUAACCAAGAAAGAAUUACGUAUUAGAAUGGUAUGUAAAUGAUAAGUCGGUUGUACAUAGAUGAUGCGCAUUCUGUGAUUCAUUUGUGAUUUGUGUGCGCAUCGCACGCAACAGAAUGUCGAAUUUAAAUGUUUUGCUUCCACAAUUCGAAAUCAAGAACAAUUUUAUUGAUUGUGGCGGUAUGAUGCCUGAUAAAAAUUAAGUAUGACAGUGUAUUGAUAAAAUAAUAAGUUAAUUGUGCAUA